Messenger RNA from Morus notabilis, 1820 nucleotides. RefSeq names its product cytochrome P450 71D9. Lineage: Eukaryota; Viridiplantae; Streptophyta; Magnoliopsida; Rosales; Moraceae. Gene Ontology annotation, molecular function: heme binding; monooxygenase activity; iron ion binding. The record is from RefSeq and is a predicted model, not a curated record. The transcript is spliced from 2 exons. Bases 96 to 1652 code for a protein of 518 amino acids.
AGUUAGCUGAGGCUCAUUCUAUAAAUACUAGUAGUAGUAGUAGUAGAGAGUUUGUCAUUCCUAAAUACUAAGUUCAAAAAUACCGCAUUUUCAAUAUGGAUCUCAAAACACCCUCUUUCUCAUUCCUUUUCAGCAUCUUCCUCUUUGUGUUUCUGGUGCUGAAAUUACUCAUCCAAAGAGCUAAAUCCACCAGCUCAGCUUCAAAACUACCCCCAGGGCCAUGGAAACUACCCUUACUAGGAAAUCUUCACCAGCUUUUCGGGUCCUUACCGCACCAUGCACUUAGCGACUUGGCCAAGAAACACGGACCAUUCAUGUACCUAAGGUUUGGACAAGUGCCGACCAUAGUAGUUUCAUCAGCGGAGUUUGCCAAGGAAGUGAUGAAAACCCAUGAUGUCGUCUUUGCGUCGAGGCCUCGGGCUCUCUCUUCGCAGAUCUUGUUAUAUGAUUUUACAGACGUUGCCUUUGCUCCAUAUGGCGAGUAUUGGAGACAGCUGCGGAAAAUUUGUGUGCAAGAGCUCUUGAGCACAAAAAGAGUUGAAUCUUUCCGACCCGUUAGAGAGGAAGAGAUGUUUAAUCUCAUGGAAUGGAUUGCUUCAAAUGUUGGCUCAGCUAUAAAUCUCACCGAGAGGACCAAAUACUCGACAUAUGAUAUAACAUGGGGGGCAGCCUUUGGCAAGAAAAUUGAAGAUCAUCAUGAGUUCAUAUCGAUUGUUGAGGAAGCAUUAGAGGUAUCAGGAGGUCUUGAUCUUGUAGAUUUGUUUCCUUCUUUUAGUUUUCUUGCUGGAUUAACUGGUGCAAAUCAUAAAUACGAGUCGAUUAAAGGAAGGGCUGGAAGGAUAAUGGAAAACAUAGUCAAGGAACACAAAGACAAGAAGUCAACAAUGAAGAGUAGUCAAAGUAGUCAAAAAGAUCAAGAAGAUCUGCUUGACGUUCUUCUGAAAUUUCACAACCAGGCUGAACUUGGUUUCUCCCUAACAACUAACAACAUCAAAGCUGUUAUUUGGGACAUCUUUUUUGCUGGGAGUGAGACAUCUUCUACAGUUGUAGAUUGGGCAAUGGUGGAAAUGAUAAAGAAUCCAAGAGUGAUGAAGAAAGCUCAAGAUGAGGUGAGACAAGUCUGUAGUAAAAAAGGGUUGGUUGAUGAAACCAUGCUUAGUGAGAUGAAAUAUUUGAAAUGUAUUGUUAAAGAAGUUCUAAGAUUACACCCUUCGGCUCCUUUGUUAGUUCCAAGAGAAUGUAGAGAGGAGUGCGAGAUUAACGGUUAUUUGAUACCAAAGAAAACUAGGGUCAUAGUUAAUGCAUGGGCAAUAGGAAGAGAUCCUAAAUAUUGGGUUGAACCUGAGAGUUUUCUACCGGAGAGGUUUCUUGAUAGUCCUCUUGACUUCAAAGGAAGAAAUCUUGAGUAUAUCCCAUUUGGUGCUGGAAGGAGAAUAUGCCCCGGCAUGUCAUUCGGUCUAAUGAAUGUAGAACUUCCUCUUGCUAUGUUGCUUUACCAUUUUAAUUGGAAACUCCCCAUUGGGGUGAAGCAUGAAGACCUGGACAUGACCGAGUCUUUCGGCGUAACAGUUAGAAGAAAGGAUGAUUUGCACUUGAUUCCCAUGGCUUAUGACCCGUUACCUAAUGGAAAAAUCUCUGCGAACACAAUGUAACUUGUAAUAUCUGGCUCUUUGAGUAGUACCUGUUUGUUUACAUUUUCCUUUCUUAUCGUUAAUAAAACUCAGAAAACCACUAGUACUGUUGGCCGAGGGAUCAUGAUGUUAUUCGCCUCGAAAUAUCCCAUCAAAUAAAGUUUUACAUAGUGAUUAUUUGCUGAUUAU